Messenger RNA from Amblyraja radiata (thorny skate), 3871 nucleotides. Its product is annotated as KLF transcription factor 10. Gene Ontology annotation, biological process: regulation of transcription by RNA polymerase II. Gene Ontology annotation, molecular function: RNA polymerase II cis-regulatory region sequence-specific DNA binding; DNA-binding transcription factor activity, RNA polymerase II-specific. Bases 522 to 2000 code for a protein of 492 amino acids. The record is from RefSeq and is a predicted model, not a curated record. The transcript has 4 exons. Lineage: Eukaryota; Metazoa; Chordata; Chondrichthyes; Rajiformes; Rajidae.
CUUUGAUCAAUAAUGACAUAUAACUGAAAUGCCACCUUAUUUACACAUUGCAGUGCAAAUGGAAAUUUGCUGGCUGACGUGCCUUCACAAACAGUCCUAGGUGAUUCCCAAUUCCAAACGGUACUAAAAAUUUUAAAAAAAAAUUAAACAACCAAUAUGGUGGCAGAGAAGUGGUCAGUUCCAAUGAACACAGAAUGAAAAGGUAAGUUUCUAAAGUUGAAGAUGUGUCCUAGCACAAUAUAAGAUGCUGUUCCUCGAGCAAGCAUUGGAUUUCAAUCCUGAAGGCAGAAGGAAAGGUCAGAAGGGGUGUGGGAUGGUGAAUUAAAUGGCGAAGCUCAGGGUUUCCCUGAUGAACAGAGUACAGGUGCUCCACAAACUGGUUACCCAAUCUGUUUAUUUCUCAGAUAUAGAGGAGACCUAAUUUUGAGCAUCGAGCACUGUACACUAGAUUGGAAGAAGUGCAAGUGAAUCAGUGUUUCACCUGGAUCAUCCUUUGCACUGUGGGAAGAGAAGAGUCAGAGAUGGACUAUGUAAAGGAAAGAAUAAUGGAGACGGGUUUCCGAGUGUUCCAGGACAAUGAGUAUUGCUGGGGCAGCAGAACAGAGCAGGGGGACAUUGAGGCGGUCGAAGCACUCAUGUCGAUGAGCUGCAGUUGGAAGUCAGAGGCCAGAAGGUACACUGAGCUGAGACCACUGACACCAGCCUCCGAUAUGUCUGAGGAAUCCGAAGAUAGUUUACUGUCCAGCUCGAAGGAUUUCCAUGCAUUGCCCCUAUUUUGUUUAACCCCACCGUAUAGUCCUCCUACUUUUGAGGCAUCUCAAAUGGUUCAUCCUAUAAUGAAAUUCCCUUCCACUGUACCUAAGUUGGGAGCUCCUUUAUCCGGGCAUACCAGCAGGGUUGCGGCAACGUCUGUGAGUGUGUCCACCGAUGCAAUGUAUGCCAGGACUCCAAUUCCAACCAAUGUGGCCACGAGCCAACGAUCCCAAGCCACAAGUGUUAUUCGUCAUACUGCUGACAUAUUGCCCUGUGCAGAUGGAUCUUGUCCCGUUGGGAUGGCCCAGGUGUCUGCUGGUCAGCAAGCAAUACACAGGACAGUUGCAUUGGGUGGAAAUGAAGAGGAAUUGAUGGAAAGUAAUGACAGUAAAAAGAGAAACUGUAUAUCGCAGGAACUGAUUUCUUCUAUCAAACCAGUAAUUGAAACCAAUAAAGGACCAAAAGAAGAUAAAAGUCAAAACCAAAGCUUAGCUUCAACCAUGAAUUCCACACCAGCUACAGUACAAUCCCUCUUUUCAAGGAGCCAGCUUCCUGCAGAUGCUCAUAUUCGGCAGAAUUCAUUGAUGGUGUCACCUCGAGUCUCUUCCAGUAUCCCGCCGCUGCCUAUCAUCUGCCAAGUGCUUCCAGUCACUACAAGCAGCCCUGUUGUAACUGCUGUAAUCCCCAAAACUCCUGGUAAACACAUGGCCUUGAGCCCUGCUCCUCUUGUCUUCAUGGGAACUCCGGUCUCAAAGGGUACCUUGAUGUUUGUCGUGCCUCAGCCUACAGUCAAGCACAUAAAGCCACAGGUCACCAGCCUCAAUGGUACCAAACUCUCUCCCAUUGCACCUGCCCCAGGGAUCAUGGCACCUGUGCAGAAGAUAGAAGCACAGAUUGAUGUAUCUCGACACCGCAGCCACAUCUGUGUUCACCCAGGCUGUGGGAAAACCUACUUCAAAAGUUCUCACCUGAAGGCCCACACAAGGACUCACACAGGUGAGAAACCUUUCAGUUGCAAUUGGGAAGAUUGUGAUAGGAAAUUUGCACGAUCUGAUGAGCUCUCCCGACAUCGCAGGACGCACACAGGCGAAAAGAAGUUUGUGUGCCCGAUGUGCGAACGGCGAUUCAUGAGGAGCGAUCACUUGACAAAGCACGCUCGGCGUCACCUCUCUGCUAAUAAACUUCCGAACUGGCAGAUGGAAGUGAGCAAGCUGAACAAUGUCAUUUCUCCAGUAUCUGCUCUGUGACCCCUGUGGCCCAAGGAGUCACAUUAACAUCAACCUUGUGGAAAUUGCAGCUUCCGUGUGCACAGAAGCACAUUGCAAAUCUUGGGAAGGUGGCAACUAAGGUGUCUUUUAAUGGUGAGGUUAGUGCAAUAGUCAAUCGCCAUCUCUUGCCACAUCCGUUGAAGACAGAAGCUGCACACUACUGAUGGGUGUACUUGCUCGUACCUAGGCCUGUUUGAAGUGCUUUUGAGCAGAGCAUGGCAGGGGACAAGUUGCUAUAUAACCAUGUCCACUAGUUGCUAUAUAACCAUGUGCAACUCCUCAGCAGUGAAAGGAGGAAAAGAGAAGUGAAGUAUCAAGAUCUUCACAUGGCAGCGAAUGCAAAGGGUAAUGGGAAAAGCUGGAGAGCAUGUGGGGCCCUGUUUGAGAGAGGCUGAGUGAGCAUCUGGGAAUGACACUGUAGUACCAUAUACUUACUUUUUGCAUUAUGUUGGGGACAUGGAUGUAGAAAUUUCCAUUUGUGCAAUAGGUGGGAUUGCUUUAAUCAUCAUUUAUAAGUACAGCCAAAUGUUCUGAUGCUGAAUAUUGGGCAUCACUCGAAACAGGCAACUGUAGCAGGUCACAGUGCCUGCCACAAAUGUUUGCCCCAAUAUUUAUCUUUGCUUUAUAAAGUUAUGACCAUAGGGCUGGAAGACCAUUGUUUGUCCACAUGCUGAUUAAAAUGGGCGAGUACUCAAGCUAGUUAUUUUUGUGAAUAUUUUAUUAAAAUUUGCAAAUGUAACAAGUAAAGUUUUGGAUAAAAAUUGCUGUCCUUUUUUCUCAGCAAAGAUGGAAGUUUGUCAUAGACCUUGCACAAAUAUGGGGAUAUAACUAACGCUACACUUAAAUUUAUACAUUUACAUGUUUUAUAAUACUUAUGUGACUGCUUAUUUAUUUCAUACUGUUAUCACAAUGUUGUUUAAUAAUCUACUUGGUUACUGAACUUCUUUUGCUUGAUGUAGAGCACAUUGCUUCCUCGAAAGAAGGGGUUCCUCCCUGUUAGAAUUAGCAACUGUCUAUGUUGCUUUCGGGGCAUUCUCCAUUCUACAUUUUGGAGUUCAGUCUCAUUCCUUUGCGUCCUGUGGCAGUAUUAUGCACAGACUAACUCUUCUGUAAGGACAAUGUCCUUUUGGUGCAUUAACUGAACAUGCCAUACCUUAUCUGUUGCUUGCUUUCAGAGUAUUUACUUAAUAGUGCACCUGUUUUAUGAUUCAGCUACAAUGAUUUUGCAUAUUUGUUUUAUCAAGAAACGUUUUGGGGAUAGAUCAUAGGAAACAAGCUUCCUCUAACCAUGUAUUGUGAUAUAAAAUGGAAAACUGUGGGCCUUGACUACACGCUGUGGUUACAGCUCUGUAGAAUCUCUCUCUCAACAACACAAAGGCAGAACAAUUGAGAUAAGGAAAUCUUAAAUAUCAGGAUUCAUUGUUCAAAGCUCAGUGAUGGUUGAUAAGGAGUCUGGUAAACAUUAUAGAUGGCCCAGAUUUCCUACCGCCACAUAAUGCCUAGUUAUCAACUUGAUUGGAUACUUACGUAAUCAUUUAAUACAAUUAUUGAUAUGUAGCCAGCCAGGAAGGGCUGAAUUAAACAUACAAGUGGUGCAUGAGUUCCUUUUGGCCGGGGGGGGGGGGGGGGGGGGUAGUUCCUGGGAUAUCCAACAACUUGCACCAUAAUAUGCCUUUGAUGAUAGGAACAGAACUGGGUGUUGAGUAAUUGGGUUGGAAUGCAAAGAGACAUAAGGGAUAAUGGCGAUGAAAUUAGUGCCUGAUUCUCCAAGUGUGGAUGUAAUUAAGAAAAUUGAGUGAACAUUUUUUAUUUGAAAAAUAAACUUCAUUCAUAAAAAAACAUACUGGAAA